This is a messenger RNA of Pseudozyma hubeiensis SY62, 1722 nucleotides long. RefSeq names its product dolichyl-diphosphooligosaccharide-protein glycosyltransferase. Gene Ontology annotation, cellular component: endoplasmic reticulum membrane; oligosaccharyltransferase complex. Lineage: Eukaryota; Fungi; Basidiomycota; Ustilaginomycetes; Ustilaginales; Ustilaginaceae. The transcript has a single exon. The record is from RefSeq and is a predicted model, not a curated record. Bases 1 to 1722 code for a protein of 573 amino acids.
AUGCUGCUCAACACUCGGCGACACCGCUCGCGCCCUCUGACAUCUCUCCUUUCGCUCCUGUUGCUCGUCUCUCUCGCCCUUUUCUCCACACUAGCUUCUGCCUUGCCGUCGUCCACCGGCGACCGCAUCCUCGUCGUCGUCGACCAGAUCGCUCACAACACCUACUCGAACUUCUUCGCAUCCCUCACAUCAAGAGGCUACAAAGUCGACUUCAAAGCGCCUCGCGACGCCAAGCCGCAGCUCGUCCAGCACGAUGUGCUCUCCUACGACCACCUCAUCCUACUCUCCCCUGCGAGCAAAUCCUUGGCUGCCGACAUCUCGCCGCAGCAGCUCGUCGAGUAUCUCAAGAUCGGAGGAAACAUGAUCGUUGGCCUUGACUCGAGCGCCAGCGAGAUGCAGCGCGAUUUGGCUCGCGAGUUCUCGCUCGAGUUCGAGGAGCGCGGGAGUGCCUUGGUCGACCACUUCCGGUACAGCGGCCAGCACGACGCCGGUAACCAUACCGCUGUUCUCGUCGGAGGUGAAAAGUCGGCGGAAGGUCUUAGCACAGGAGGACUGGUACAGAAUGUCAACGUCUUUUCGGAUGAGACGCUUCGAGCGGCAAAGAACACGCCGUUUCUCUACCGCGGAAUCGCCCAUCGCGUAGGCGCCAACCCCCUUGCCUUCCCGCUUAUCCUCCCACCUGCCACCAGCUACUCUUCGGAAGUACCUGCCCUGGUCAAGGAGCAAGAUGCGGUGGUCGAAUCCACCUCGUACUCGACACCACCACCCGUCACCGUCACAACGACAAAGAUCGUCGACGGCGAAACCCACACCACGCAAGUCCUCUCGACUCCGCGUGCCGUGCCCACCGUGGUCAAGAACAAAUCUGCCAGCAAGCUCGGCAAGAACGGCUGGGUGGCCAAGAACCGCAACAGCCUCGACCCGCUCGAGUCACGCAAGGAGCUCGUCGCUGGCCUUGCCACCUCUUCCUCCUCCAACGCCCUCGUCUCGCUCGUCUCUGGCUUCCAGCUCGCAUCCAACAGCGCACGAGCCGUGUUCCUUGGAUCCACCGAACUGCUCUCGGACGCGUUCUUCUCCGACACGCAAUCCGGGUACGUCAACAAGCUCGUGGCUGCCGAUCUGAGCGCCUGGGCGUUCCAGGAGAAGUCCGUGCUCAAGGUCGUCGCUACGCACCACCAUCGCGUGAAAUCCGGACCGAGCGAUACGCGCGAGGACUACGAAGAAACUGAAGCGGGCAACAAGAUGUACCGCAUCAAAGAUCACGUUUUUUACUCAGUCGACCUGGUCCAACACCAUCCUCAGCUUGGCUUCAUUCCUGCGGACAGCUCUCUCGACCUCCAAGUCUCCUUCCAGAUGCUGGACCCCUACAUCACCGCACACCUCACCCCGCUCUCCGCCUCGAACUUCACCCACACCUCCUCGCCCGCCUCGUCCACCUCGGAAAGCGAGGCCUUCACGCGCUUCGCCACCACCUUCCAGGUGCCCGAUCGUCACGGCGUAUUCACGUUUGUGCUCGACUUCAAGCGUCCCGGCCUCUCGUUCCUGCACGCCAAGGAUACGGCGCCUGUGCGACCGUUCAACCACGACGAGUAUCCGCGCUUCCUCAGCUCCAGCUGGCCGUACAUCGCAGGCGCGCUUAGCACGAGCGUCGGGUUCCUGGUUUUCAGCGCAAUCUGGUUGACCAUCAGGGACGAUCCGCCGACGGGGAAGAAGAACAAUUAG